AUGGUAAAAAGAAGAAAAAGACCUCCAUUACUCCGUCAUAGUGACAAACAAUCUUCUUGCACUAGCAAUAAGCGCCUCAAAACGCAAGAAAGCUGCUCCGAGAACAAUCCCGACUUCCAAAGUAAUUUGUAUGGUCGUGAGAAGGAAGUUGCCACUUUGUCAGAGCUUCUUCAUGAUGCCAUUUCUAACCAUUCCCCCGCUUCAAUUUUCGUUUCUGGUCCACCUGGCACAGGCAAAACUUUAGCUGUUAAGCUUAUUUUACGGAAUAUGACCUCACUACACGAGUAA
Thelazia callipaeda (thelaziosis nematode) is the source of this 288-nucleotide messenger RNA. NCBI's taxonomy places the organism in Eukaryota, Metazoa, Nematoda, Chromadorea, Rhabditida, Thelaziidae. The record is from the annotation of a GenBank genome assembly.